CUCACACACACACCACCACCACAGUUUCUCACUUCCCUCUGCUCCUCUGCCUACUGAUACUUCUGCUUCCACUGCUGCUUCUUUUUUCUUGCCUUCCUCGCUCCCUUCCCUCCUCUCUGUAGCUCGCUCCUCAUCCUCAAUCCACCAUGGUGAACAGAUAACCGCCCCUGCCGUCCCGAGACCAUGGGUGCCUGCCUCUGCAAAGGUCACAAAGAGAUCAGCAUUCCUGUAUCAACACUGCACCACCCCGAGGAGGGUCAGUCAUCCCCUGUCAAGGAUGACCAGAAUCCCUCCAAUGGCAGCGUAUCAGAUAAAACCAGUCGCUAUGACAUUGCAGAGCUGGCCACAUCCUCUUUACUGGGUCUGGUGGCCACAAUAAAGGAGCACAUCACCAAGCCGACGGCAAUGGCCCAGGGGCGAGUUGCGCACCUGAUUGAGUGGAAGGGUUGGGGUGGAUGCGGUGAAGCCAGGGGAGGCGGAGGUGGAUGGAGCGGGGCCUGGGGUAGAGGAGGCGGCGCCUGGGGGGGCAUGGAGGCCGAGCUGCAGGAAGAUGAACAGCUUUAUUCCCAAAUGACGGACGAAUUCAAAGAAGCUCGCUUCGCUGCAGGUGUCGCGGAGCAGUUUGCCCUGGCUGAGGCAGCCAUGAACGUGUGGUCCAUGAACGACAACACAGAGCAGCCGUCCACCAGCUUACAAGCAGCACAGAGCCACUACAUGUCUCAGUUCCUGCUUGAUGGUGGAAGCGUUGGCGUCCCUCAGCAUCUGUACAGCAUUCACACCCAGGCGUAUGGCAACAACACUGCAGCCAACCUGGUCCCCCCUCCACCGCCACCAAUCAGCUCCGCUUCCCUGAUGUCCAACGCCCAGGACAGAGAUCAUCCUAUUCAGGACAGAAGCACUGUGAUUGCAGAAGCCGCUGUCCGACACGUAGACAGCAGCUCCUUAUCCGAGGACGAUGUUUUUUACAACUAGGCUGUAAAAAAAGAAGCCUUGAUGGCAAUCUCUAAAAUGAGCCUCGGUGUAAGGAGUCUCAACCACCAGCAACGAGCGAGAGGAGAAGUAAAGGCAGACAUUUAAGAGGCGACUCUGUAAAUGGCUUUUCUGAAAAGGUUCAGAAGACUCCGGAUAGUAUUUUCCUGAGAGCUGAGGCAUAUAGUUUUGUGAAUGUACAUAGUUCAACUGUCACAUUAAAAAAAACAUUUUUUAUUCCAUGUACAUGAAGUAGUUAUA
Messenger RNA from Pelmatolapia mariae (spotted tilapia), 1230 nucleotides. It is a transcript of the gene fam131c, whose product is annotated as family with sequence similarity 131 member C. Lineage: Eukaryota; Metazoa; Chordata; Actinopteri; Cichliformes; Cichlidae. The transcript has 6 exons. The record is from RefSeq and is a predicted model, not a curated record. The coding region runs from base 184 to 972 and encodes 262 amino acids.